This is a messenger RNA of Ylistrum balloti, 966 nucleotides long. RefSeq names its product thrombospondin-1-like. Gene Ontology annotation, molecular function: chitin binding. The record is from RefSeq and is a predicted model, not a curated record. The coding region runs from base 1 to 966 and encodes 321 amino acids. NCBI's taxonomy places the organism in Eukaryota, Metazoa, Mollusca, Bivalvia, Pectinida, Pectinidae. Gene Ontology annotation, cellular component: extracellular region. The transcript is spliced from 7 exons.
AUGGCGGUUCGUCUAGUCAUUGUCCUGCUCGUUGCCUUUGUUGCAGUCUCCUUGUUCAGCGAAACAUCGGCGAGAUUUGGUGCUGUAGAUCGCGAGUUCGAGGCCCGGAUAGGACACGAGUUUAAAAUUGUCGUCCUUCUGCAUGGUGUCCGGCAACAAGAGCAUGCAGUCAAAUACAAUAUCGAGCGAGAACCCAACCGUAUAGUUGUGGCUGGUUUGGUUGGUACACAUGUUAUAGACAAAUGUCACUGUGAAUGGUCAGAUUGGCAAGAGGCUGUGUACAGCAUAUGCUCGGAGGAGUGUGGUGGAGGUAUCCAAUCAGGAUAUGAGACAAGGACUAUAGCGAAACAUGCAUACAAUGGGGGAAAUCAAUGUACCGGAAGUAGUAGUCGGUUCGUUAGCCGCUCAUGCAACACACACCAUUGCCCAAUUGAUGGCGGUUGGUCAGAUUACUCCGAAUUCUCUAUCUGGGGCAGUUGUUCUGGAGAUUGCUUCCAGAGUAGAAACAGGAAUCGGACAUGCGACAAUCCCAGACCUCAGUACGGUGGAAAUAAAUGUGAUGGGGAACCAAUGGACGUUGAAACUAGAGACUGUUAUGAAGGACAAUGUCUAGACGAAUCGUGUAACAGCCGGAGGAGGCCCACUGAUCCACAUGCUUUGUUGCCACGCAACUGUAAACAGUAUGUGUCAUGCAGUCAUACCCAUACUGUGAUGAAUUGCAGCGAGGGUACUAACUGGAACCAAGAGCUCGUCACGUGCGACCACGAACAUGUGGUUGGUUGUGAUGACGACAAUGAAACAGAAGACGAGCCUGAGCUAUGCACCGAUGGUGAAUUCAUAUCGGAUGAGGAAAACCCCAGUGUCUAUUACCGAUGCUCGCAUGGCGUGGAAAUACAAAUGACAUGCCCAUCUCCUCUUAUCUUCAACCCCGAAACGCAUGGCUGUAUCUGGCCUCUCCAAAAGUGA